GAGUUGUUUCUUCCGAAAACAACAGUAAUUCUUUUAUGGACUCGAAAUCGUCAGUACGUGUGGCGUCGAACACCGGUGGAACUGCAUUAAACGAUUUUGAUGUGGACGAUGAAGAAGACUUCAUAAAAGUGUAUUUUGCGUCUGGCACAGUACUGAAGCCGUCCGACAAACCGUACGAUCUGCGGUCGAAAAUAUACGAAGCAAACCGAGAAUUGGCAAACGCCAGCGAGAGCAAAUUCGUGAACGUGCCGGGAAAAGUCAAGUUCGACAACACUGUCGUGGUAUUGGACAGUUUCGAAGACAUUGGUACAGUGUCGAUUGGCACGGAAACACUUCAAGGGGCCGAGGUUAUUUUUUCCGAUCGCCCGAUUGAUGACUCCGAGGAUAAAGACAUUUUGGCGAAAAUUGAUUUGUUAAGAGACGAUGAUGCAGACGACCAAAACGACGUGGUAUGCAGUUCGGCUACCGAUAGGACGCAGGACACAGACACAGACGACAAAGCUUAUUCAAGCACUUCGUUCAGCAGGAGUUUUUCGUCUGAUUCCGACGACCCGUUGUUCAUAAACGUCAUAGAGUCCGGGGACGAGUUCAAGACGAUCAUGGACCGGAACAACAAGACCCGCCAAGGAUCAGCGAUUGACGAACAUGUGACGUACUUCCCGGAACUGUUCACCCACACGCAAUACAAGAUGUACGAAAACUGUGCUGAAAAACCGUUGGAAGAAGGUGAUGUAAACAUAUACGUUCCCAAGAAACUGGACGCGGAGGAGCUGAGAAACAAGCUGAAGGUAAUCACCGGAGAGCGUAAACGUGCGGUGCAGAUAGUGGGAGCAACGAACGACAGGAAAGUCGACUGUAAGCCCAUGAAAAAAGUCGGUUGUUUCGCAUCGUUGCGGAACGUGCAAAAAAAAAAUCAAGCAAAAUAUAAAAACAUCCGAUAAAAAGGUCCAACCGUCGUCUGCUCAG
Molecule: messenger RNA, 966 nt
Organism: Acyrthosiphon pisum (pea aphid)
Lineage: Eukaryota; Metazoa; Arthropoda; Insecta; Hemiptera; Aphididae
Exons: 3
Coding region: 36-941 (301 amino acids)
Source: RefSeq, a predicted model, not a curated record